Olea europaea var. sylvestris is the source of this 1012-nucleotide messenger RNA. Its product is annotated as ubiquitin-conjugating enzyme E2 22-like. The coding region runs from base 1 to 996 and encodes 331 amino acids. The record is from RefSeq and is a predicted model, not a curated record. Lineage: Eukaryota; Viridiplantae; Streptophyta; Magnoliopsida; Lamiales; Oleaceae. The transcript has 7 exons.
AUGGUGGUGAUAGUCGAUGGGAUUGAGACAAUUGGCCAUGAUGCUGAUGGUGCAGAGAUAAAGGAGGAUGAGAGAGAUUGUUCAGCCAAUGUUGAUGUACUAUUUGGAGGACUUCUGCAUGGAAUGUUCAUGUGCAAUUCAAGGCUUGGAAUGGAAAAGAUUCCGUUCUUGAGGACUAUAAAUGACUACAGAGACUUCGAUUCUCAGGAGGAAAAAAAUGAAUGGGCAACCAAUGAAAAUCUUCCCCCAAAUGUAAUAAAACAGCUGGCAAAAGAAUUGAAGAAUCUUGAUGAAGCACCUCCUGAGGGCAUUAAAGUUGGUGUAAACGAUGAUAACUUUUCAAUUAUAUAUGCUGAUAUCGAUGGCCCUGCUGGGACUCCAUAUGAGAAUGGCAUUUUCCGCAUGAAGUUGACAUUGUCCAAUGAUUUCCCACAAUCCCCUCCCAAAGGCUAUUUCCUGACUAAGAUUUUUCAUCCAAACAUUGCUACCAAUGGUGAAAUUUGUGUUAAUGCAUUGAAGAAAGAUUGGAACCCAAGUCUUGGACUGAGACAUGUUUUAAUUGUAAUCAGAUGCUUGUUGAUUGAACCAUUUCCGGAAUCAGCUUUAAAUGAGCAGGCUGGCAAGAUGCUGCUUGAAAAUUAUGAGGAGUAUGCUAGACAUGCAAGGCUUUACACUGGAAUACAUGCUCUCAAGCCGAAGCCAAAGUUCAAAUCUGGAGUUAUUUCCGAAUCAACCACUACCCGAAAUGUUGAUCAGACAAACUCCUCAGUUAAGAGUGCCGACCAGAAGAAUGCAGUACCGGGUGCUGCAUCUCCAUUAGCCCCUAAACUUGAAAAUGGUCAAGAUCAGCCAGCAGUCAUAACAUCAACGUCUGAGACCGGAGUUGGUGGAUCAAUGACAGCUCCAUUGACACAGAAGAAGGAAGUUGGGCUGGCAAAAGCUCCUGCAGGCAAAAAGAAGAUGGAUGCAAGAAAGAAAAGCUUGAAGAGAUUGUAAAAGUUCCAUGGAUUUU